Messenger RNA from Bubalus bubalis (water buffalo), 4052 nucleotides. RefSeq names its product PDZ domain containing ring finger 4 (gene PDZRN4). Bases 136 to 3249 code for a protein of 1037 amino acids. The record is from RefSeq and is a predicted model, not a curated record. The transcript is spliced from 10 exons. Lineage: Eukaryota; Metazoa; Chordata; Mammalia; Artiodactyla; Bovidae. Gene Ontology annotation, molecular function: protein binding.
UCCCCCUCACCCGUUCCUCUCCCCUCCGACGAACCAUCACAGCUAAGAGCACUGUCCCUGUGGUAGCUCGGGGGAGACAGGGGGCUCGGAGAAGGUGGACCCCGCAUUCGUGCCCCCUUCUCCCCCAUCCCCACCAUGGGCUUUGCCCUGGAGCGCUUCGCCGAAUCGGUGGACCCAGAUUUCCAGUGCAGAUUGUGCGGCCAGGUGCUGGAGGAGCCCCUGUGCACGCCGUGCGGGCAUGUCUUCUGCGCCCGCUGUCUGCUGCCCUGGGCGGCGCGGCGGCGCCGGUGCCCGCUGCAGUGCCGGCCCCUGGCGCCGGGCGAGCUGUACCGGGUGCUGCCUCUGCGCAGCCUCGUCCAGAAGCUGCGCAUCCAGUGCGACUACCGCCCCCGCGGCUGCGGCCGCUCGGUGCAGCUGAGCGAGCUGCCGGCGCACGUCGAACGCUGCGACUUCGGCCCUGCCCGCCGCCGCCACCCGGGCAGCGUUUCCCGGCCGGACGGCCCGGGCAGUGGGGACCGAUCCGUGCGGGGAGGCUGCCGCUCAGCGCCCGGGAUCCGCCGCAGCGGGGGCGGGGGCUCACGCGGGGGGUCGCCGGGCGUCCGCGGCAGGAGCUGGAGGGGGCCCGGGCCUCGGGUCUGGAGGCGGCGCGAGAAGGCGCUCCUAGCGCAGCUCUGGGAGCUGCAGGGCGAGGUGCGGCUCAUCGCCCGCAGGUACCAGGAGAAGUUGACCCAGUACAUGGCUCAUGUCCGCAACUUCGUCAGGGACCUGGGUGGCGGCCACGACGCGGAAGGAGAACAUAAGCCACUCACUAUUGUAUUGGAAAGAGAAAAUGACACUUUGGGAUUCAAUAUUAUAGGAGGUCGACCAAAUCAGAAUAAUCAAGAAGAAACACCAAUGGAAGGAAUUUAUGUUUCAAAAAUUUUGAAAAAUGGACCUGCUGAUAGAGCAGAUGGCCUGGAAAUUCAUGACAAAAUCAUUGAGGUCAAUGGGAAGGAUCUCUCAAAGGCUACCCAUGAAGAGGCAGUGGAAGCUUUUCGAAAUGCCAAGGAGCCUAUCGUGGUCCAGGUGCUAAGGCGAACACCUCUCAGUAAACCAGCCUAUGGGACAGCCCCAGAAGUGCGACUCAUGAAUGCCAGCACGCAGACGGACAUCACCUUUGAACAUAUAAUGGCCCUGGCCAAACUUAGGCCACCCACCCCUCCAGUGCCCGACAUCUGUCCAUUUCUGCUCUCAGACAGCUGCCAUUCUCUCCAUCCAAUGGAGCAUGAAUUUUAUGAGGACAAUGAGUAUCUUUCCAGCUUGCCUGCUGAUCCAGACAGAACAGAGGACUUUGAAUAUGAGGAGGUCGAGUUGUGUCGUGUUAGCAGUCAAGAGAAGCUGGGUCUGACAGUCUGUUACCGAACGGAUGAUGAAGAAGACACCGGCAUUUAUGUCAGCAAGGUCGAUCCAAACAGCAUCGCUGCCAAAGACGGCCGAAUUCGAGAAGGGGAUCGUAUUUUGCAAAUAAAUGGGGAAGACGUCCAGGAUCGCGAGGCGGCGGUGGCCCAGCUGUCUAGCGAUGAGUGCAGGAGAAUCCUGCUGCUGGUCGCAAGGCCAGAGAGUCAGGUGGAUGAAGGCUGGCUGGAAGAUGAAAGGAAUGAAUUAUUAGAGGAGUUAAACCUGGAGAUGUUGGAAGAACAGCAUAAUGAAGCGAUGCAGCGCACUGCUGAUGAGGUGGAGCAGCCAAAAAAACAAGAAGAAGAAGAAGGCACAACAGAUACGGCAACAUCCUCAUCCAACAACCAUGAGAAGGACAGUGGAGUGGGGCGCACAGAUGAAAGCUUGCGGAAUGACGAGAGCUCAGAGCAGGAGAAUGCAACCGAGGAUCCCAAUGGCACAUCUCUGAAAAGCAAAAGAGAGCUGGGGCAGAGCCAAGACACCCUGGGAAGCAUUGAACUUCAGUGCAAUGAAAGUUUUGUGUCUGGUGAAUACAUUGACUCAGACUGUAUUGGCAACCAAGAUGAGGAGUGUGAAAGAUUUCGGCAGCUCUUGGAGCUCAAAUGCAAGAUAAGGAAGCAUGGGGAGUAUGACCUGUAUUAUUCAAGCAGCACAAUAGAAUGCAAUCAGGGAGGACGAGAGGGAGUGGAGCACGAACUACAGUUGCUUAAUGAAGAACUGAGAAACAUUGAACUUGAGUGCCAAACUAUCAUGCAGGCUCACAGGCUCCAGAAAGUGACAGACCAGUAUGGAGAUAUCUGGGCAUUGCAUGAUGGAGGAUUCCGAAGUUAUAACACCAGCAUAGAUACCCAGAGGGGAAAACUAGAUGACAUCCUUGAACACCCAGAAAAGUCAGACAAAGACAGUUCAAGUGCUUACAACACAGCUGAAAGUUGCAGAAGCACUCCACUCACUGUGGACCGUUCCCCUGACAGUUCCCUUCCAAGAGUGAUCAGCCUCACCAAUAAGAAAAACCUGAGAAGCACAAUGGCAGCCAACCAGUCCUCUUCUGGACAGAGCACUAAAGAAUCAACCUGCACCAAAGCCAAAACCUCUGAACAAGGCUGUGUCAUUGAAGGCAAAGAGAAGACUUCAGAAAGCAGCAAGCUUUCUGAUCCAGAGAAGACCAGCAGUGAACACAUCCCUUAUCUCUCUCCUUACCACAGCUCCUCCUAUAGAUAUGCAAACAUCCCAGCACAUGCUAGGCAUUAUCAAAGCUACAUGCAGUUAAUUCAACAGAAGUCCGCAGUCGAGUACGCUCAGAGUCAGCUCAGCUUGGUGAGCGUGUGCAAGGAGUCUCAGAAGUGCUCAGAACCCAAGAUGGAAUGGAAGGUGAAAAUCAGGAGCGACGGGACGCGGUACAUCACCAAGAGACCCGUGCGGGACCGCAUUCUAAAGGAGCGUGCCUUAAAGAUCAAGGAGGAGCGGAGUGGCAUGACCACGGACGAUGACACCAUGAGCGAGAUGAAGAUGGGGCGCUACUGGAGCAAAGAGGAGAGGAAACAGCACUUGGUGCGGGCCAAGGAGCAGCGGCGCCGCCGAGAGUUCAUGAUGCGGAGCCGGCUGGAGUGUCUCAAGGAGAGUCCCCAGAGCGGCAGUGAGGGCAAGAAGGAGGUCAACAUCAUUGAACUGAGUCACAAAAAGAUGAUGAAGAAAAGAAACAAGAAAAUUUUGGACAACUGGAUGACAAUCCAAGAACUGAUGACCCAUGGGGCCAAGUCCCCUGAUGGUACACAAGUUCCUAAUGCCUUUUUGUCUGUCACCACAGUAUGACCCAAUGGAUGGAAUGCAGCUGAUUUUCAGAGGGUGCUACCAGUUUGGGUAGAGGAUGCUUGCCUCGUUCAAUGUGGCAUUUUUAUAUAUAUUUUGUGACUCUUUACAGUUUAAAUUUUUUGUAAGCAAAAAUACCUGCUAAUUUUUCAUUUGGUUUUCAUAUAUUGGUACUUCUUUUUGGCUGAGAUUUCUUUCUUUGACUUGUGAUAUAUUCAUACUACUCAUUUAUAUAUAAAAACAAGCAAAAGGAAAGAAAACAAAAAAACUUGCACAAAAAUACUGAGGAGCCAAUUAAUUUCCUAUUUUAAUGUACCUAUUAUAGAUCUGGAUUUAUUUCUGUAGUUUGCUUAUUUUCAACUUUAAUAACAACUCAAUGCCAAAAUAUUUCUAUGCUUGCUUCUUGACUAAUACAUAUGAAAUCAAACCUGAUGAUAAAUCAUGUGCCACAUCUUGUUUUACACAUAAAAAUCACCUCUUUUUAACAUCCUGUUGUACAUUUAACACAUAAAUGGCCAUUAUCUUUGUCUCAGUAAAGUGUAGGUGGACAAUCUUCCUGUGGUAUGUAGUGACACUGUUUAUGUAGUUAGAUAGUUGUGGUAAUUGUGACAAUAAAAGAGAAAUAAAUUAUUGAUUACCCCUGAGAAAAGCUAUCAAGGAGUGUUCUAUUUCCAUUGUUCCCUGUGGUUACCAGAUAUAAAUUAGUUAUAUAUGUAUACUCUUUAGAAGACUCCUAAUUGUGAAUUCUAAAAUGUGUACAUUUUCUAUCCCAUUUUUCAAUAAAUUGUCCUGAAAUACUUCCCAUA